This is a messenger RNA of Fusarium tjaetaba, 1560 nucleotides long. Its product is annotated as arginine n-methyltransferase 3. Gene Ontology annotation, cellular component: nucleus. Bases 1 to 1560 code for a protein of 519 amino acids. The record is from RefSeq and is a predicted model, not a curated record. Gene Ontology annotation, molecular function: protein-arginine N-methyltransferase activity. NCBI's taxonomy places the organism in Eukaryota, Fungi, Ascomycota, Sordariomycetes, Hypocreales, Nectriaceae. The transcript is spliced from 3 exons. Gene Ontology annotation, biological process: peptidyl-arginine methylation.
AUGUCUACUCACGAAUCUAUCUCUGACGAGGGCGAAUGGCUCGACCUCGAGUCGGAUGAGGAGUCAAUCCCCAUUACAUCCUUCUUCAGCGCCCAAACGUUCCCUACUGUUGCCGCUAUGCUCGAGGAUAGCAGCAAGAACCAUGGUUUCAGCUUUGCCGAUUAUGUCCAAAAGCUUCAGCUUGACUUUCACGGUGCUGUCAAGCUCGUCAACUUUGUUCGUGAUAGUGUAAAGAAUGGCACACCAUUGCCCAAGGAGAUCUCUGCAAAAGACCUCGAAGACGAGAAGUACCUUCAGCCUGUUCUGGAGAACGAUGCUCUCAUCUUUUCGCUGGACGAAGUAUUGGAGAACAUUACCAACGACCAAGCAGCUGAAUCCAACGAUGGAAAUCUCAAGGCCCGUAACAGGGAACUGGAGGAGGAGCUCGAGAAGCUCAGAGAUCAAUUUGCCAGCUACCGCUUGACGGUUCAGCAGACACUUGAUAAGCGAUGGGGCGAUGAUACCGAGACGGCUGCAACAGAGAAGAAGGAUGACUCUGCCUAUUAUUUCGAGUCUUACGCCGCACAUGAAAUUCACGAGACCAUGCUGAAAGACACCGUACGAACUGAUGCGUACCGUGACUUCAUCUACAACAACAAGCACAUCUUCAAGGACAAGGUCGUCCUCGAUAUCGGAUGUGGCACUGGUAUUUUGAGCAUGUUUGCGGCAAAGGCUGGCGCUAAGCAAGUCAUUGCUGUUGACAAGUCAGACAUCAUUGUCAAGGCUAGGGAGAAUAUUUUCCACAACGGCCUGUCCGAUGUUAUCACAACUCUCCAGAGCGCCAUUGAGGAUGUCAAGCUGCCUGUAGACCAGGUCGAUAUCAUUGUCAGCGAGUGGAUGGGCUACUGUCUUCUCUAUGAGGCUAUGCUUCCAAGUGUCUUGUACGCUCGAGACCGUUACCUGAAGCCCGAUGGUAUUCUCGCCCCCAGCUCUGCCACAAUCUGGAUUGCCCCCAUCGCAGACCCCGAGUAUGUUUCGGACCACAUCUCUUUCUGGAGAGAUGUCUACGGCUUUGACAUGAAGACUAUGCAAGAAGGUAUCUACGAAGAGGCCCGUGUCGAGGCCAUGCCACAAAGUUCUGUCUGUGGUGAACCCUACCCCUUCAAGGUGCUUGAUCUCCAUACCGUCAAGACCGAGGAUCUUCAGUUCAGCGCCAAGUGGUCAUCAAAACUCACCCGUGAGGUCGAAAAUGUCGACGGGUUCCUCAUUUGGUUCGACAACUUCUUCACGACAUCCAGAAGCGACCCAGUACCCCCUGCCGAGACAACACCAGAGACCUGGGACAAGAAAGACCAGGGAGGCGUUGCGUUCACUACCGGGCCUUCUGGCACUGUCACACACUGGAAGCAGGGACUUCUUCUCGCUCCUCCAGAGGUAAAAUCAUCUGCCAAGUCGCCCCAGAGUCUCUCUGGAGAUAUCGUUUUUGCGGCAGCUGACGACAAUGCCCGAGCGCUGGUUAUUAGGGCUUCUUGGACCGAUCUUGAGGGUGGCUCAAGGAAGCACUCAUGGCAGCUGAAAUAA